CACUAAUAUGGAAGACGCGAAUUUCCGCUUGCGUCCGGUGAUAAAUAACUUGCAUUAGUUUUUAAAAGAAGUUAGUAUACACACGCUAAUUAAGCGUUUAAGAUAAUAAUCUAUGAUUUUUUAAAUUGACCUUCAAGUUGAUCUUUGCCAUUUGAAUGCUUGGAGAGCAGUUAGUAACUUACACAAACGUAGCAAUAGUACUGACAGAAAAACUGAAGAAGUCUACCCUGAGAAUCAGGUCUUAUCGGCGCACUGUUUACUUCAAUAGGCUGAAUACAAGCUAUUUGAAUAUAACAAUGGGCAUCGCGUAGAAUGCGUGGCAUGCAUUCCUAGGCUUAUAAAAUGAGUGGAGAAGGAGGAGACAAGAAGUGAAGAAGUCAUGCCAUGGUCAUGUAAAUUUCAAGAUUAGAUUCUGCACAUUCACAUAUUCAUAUGAUGAUGAUGACUGAUGAUGAUUGAUGAUAUGCCUAGUUGCCUUGAUUUUAGGUGCUAUAGAGUAGUACUUCUCAAGUGCUUCUCCAGGCUGCAUCUUUUUUAAAUAAUAAUAAACUUUUUUAAAAAUGCAACCAAGAGCUCAAACUGAUUCAAAUGAAAUGCCUACCUAUUAAAAUUAAAUUAACUAUUCCCUUAACUAUUAGGCCUUUCUUAAACUAUAGUAUAGAUUAUAGAUACUAUUAUUACAAGUAUAACAUAGACAUAGAUUCUUAGCGUUAGCAUAGAUACUUAGCUUUUUAACAUAAUUAGUAUUAGGCCUAGUAGGCCAAAUUGGUGCAAAUGCUAGUUUUAAUAGAUAGCCAAUGUUAUUGGAAUAGUUUAAAAGCAACUUAAAUAUCCAAUGCAAAAAUAUGAAAAAGAUAUAUAAUAGUAUUAGUAUGCUAUACUUAAGUGUUUUUAGCAAUUGGCCCUCCUUAUAAAUACAGGCCUAUAUGAUAUAUACUUACCUUUUAUAAUUUUUUUUUUUUAGUUUAAGGUUGCCCAACAAAAUAUACUAUUGGAUAUUGUCUCUAUGUUCAAGUAGUAGUAUGUGUAAGACUUGUCAAACAGUAACAUGACAUUAUGGUCUAGGCCUACUUUUUAUUUAAUUCCUAACAAGGCUGUGGUAAAAGAAAGCUGCACCAAUGGCAAAGCCUAAAUUCAGGUGCCCGAUUCCUCAAAAAGCUUUAUAUUAUAUAUGCCUAUGCCACCAUCAAAAUAUUUAUCUUUUACAAUAGGCACUUGUAGGGUUAUAACAUCAUGUUUUUUUUAAAAAGUUCUUUAUCAUCUUGUUAGAAACAUUUUUGAUGUAUUACUUUACUGGUAAAUUUGUGGAAUUAAAACUAAUGAAACAUGACAAAUAAUCAUUAAUUAAUUUGAUAAAUUAUUCUAUUUUGUUUGAUAUUUCAGUGAAUAUUGUCAACCAUGACAUAACAACUGAAUAAUACUUUUUGUUCAUCACAAAACUUAUGGAAACAUACUAAAGUUAAAAGGUGUUCAAAAUGGAUACUGUGGUGUAAUAUAAAUUGGAAUACUUGCAUUUAGCCAGGUCUCAGUUAUUGCAGUGCCAGCAGCUAUCUAUCUAAUGUCAUCAGUCAGGAAUUUAUGUUCAGUGCUCUAAGAAAUUCUUAGGUCAAAUUGCUUGUCAUGGGGAAUAAGAACUCUUGCUGUGUUUACCAUAGCCCAAAAAAUCGUCCUAAGAAAGGAGAUGCAGCCUACAUAUAUCAACAGCAAGGUUCACCAGUGGAGGAAGAAGGACCAAAUUAUGUAUCUCAACCUCAAACCACUAUACCUGCCUCAGGGGGUGUACCCCACAUAAGUGAGCGAGAGCCUGAAGGUAAAGUGAUCAGAAUUCUAAAUGAUGGCCACUAUUCACCUUUGGUCUAAUGUAUUUUCUUUUUGGUAGUCACCCUUUAGUAAGUAGUCUUAACUAUGUUGUCUUAUAAAGGAAGUAAGCUAGUUACUUUUGAAACAGCUGGAUCCCCUUCUGUGGUUUAUAAGAUGUGUUUGCAAAUUGAUUGGAUAAUAAUAAGAAAUAAUAUUUAAUAAUAAGCAUUAAGUAUGAUUGAUCAGUGUUUUCAUCUUAUCUGUACUACUGAAAUUAUUUUUUACUCUUUUUUUUGUUCUGUGAAUUUUUGUUAUUUUUAAGGGAAAAAAUGACACAAAAUAAUUACAUGACUAGAAAUUAUGACUUUAAUAAUAAGAAUUUAAUAAGCUGACAUGAGUUAUAAAACAAAAUCCAUUAUUCCAAUAGCCAUUCUCAGUUUGUGAAACCCAUACAGAUUAAUUAAUGAAUUAAUGUUUAGUCUUAGCAACUAAAAAGUUCUUAUUUCUAUAUUGCUAUUAGCAUUUUGGAUAUAUAUUUAACAGAAAGUGAUCAUGAUCCUUCCAGUCAUCCUGGGGCAAAGCCUAUUUUUUCUACCAGAUCUGAGUCUGAGAUUUUGAGAAGUAAUAUUGUUUUACAUUUUUUGUAAUACAUUGUAUAGUUUAAUUUUUAAAACUCUUUGUUGUUGAAAGAAUAAAAAAAACAUUUAAGACAGUCAAAUUUAUUAAUUAAAUAUCUUGACUGUUAUUAAUUCACCAAGGCUGUACACAUGUACGUUCUAAACACUUAUGUAAAUAUACUGGUUAAUUUAAAGUGAUUUGAGACUUUUAAUCUUUUAUUUUCAGCUUUUCUCCCUGAUCUAAAAAAAUAUUGUCUUGAUUUAUUCUGCAGAUAAUCGUAUGAGGAGGAGAAGUCAGAUGAUUCUGACACACUCUGGUCAUAAACAUCAUGUAAGUAACUUUGCAUUUAUUCUCAAGAUAAAGAAAUGUUAAACCUUACACAACGCUAUCAGGAAAAAUGAAAUAUAUUUAGUAAGCCCAGUUUUGGAAAUUACUAAAAUAGUGGUUAAUUUUAAACCACUGAAUUGUACCAUAACAUUAUGUAUUCAGUAUAAAAUGCAGGAAUACUUUAUUGGCAUUAUAAUAUCAUUAACUUAGUUCAUCUCUUUACGUAAAGCUGAAAUCAAAUGAAUGUUAACACUUUUGAACUGUCAUAAACUAUAUUUAAGAGAAGGGAAUACAAGGAAAAUUUUAUAUUUAUGGACUACCAUAACAUUUGUGGUUGAUCCUUAAAUUAUCCUGACUUAUACAUUUUUUGCAUUCUGUAAUGAGUCAUCUUUAUUAAAUAAAUUUACAUUUAAAAUUUUUCCUAAAUAACUAAGGCCACCUUACUUAAGCACGCUCUCCUAUAACCGCCCAUAAUUUGAAUAUAUCAUCAGAUUGAUGAGUAUGGCCAACUUCGUAAAUUUAGUUCCUGCUCCACUAUCUACAUGGAUGACUCAACUGUCUCACAACCCAACUUGAAGACAACCAUCAAAUCUGUUGCCCUUGCAAUUUUCUUCCACAUCCGGAAUCGUGUGCCUCCUGAUGAGGAAAAAGAACAGAGCCUAGCAGCUUUAGAACCCAAUAUAUUGCAGAUAUUUGAUGAAAAAGCUCACCCUCUGUCAGUAAGUUCAAUGGUACUUACUGACAAAUGUGUAGAGAUAUUAACACAAUUUAUUUACCAUAUAUUUGAAUAAAUGUGUCAACCAUUUCCCAUGUAAAUUGGGGCAAUUGAAUUUAAGUAAUGUGCUCUAAUGAUUGGCAGAUUCUCUAUUUUUUUAAUCAUUAUUAGUUCUUAGAUUCAUGCAUUUACUUAAUAAAACUUCAAGUGCAUUUUAUUAGUCAACUAGUUGUUUUUUUUAAAUGACAUACAGAAGUAAAUGAAAUGCUGGGUACCAAUUUGUUUAAUGUCUUUCUUUUUGUGAAUUUUUUUUUUUUUUUUUUUGUUGAAUUACCAUCUGAUACUAAGAUACACUUAAUGGUAACAAAAUUAUUGUCCAUAGACAGUAUUCAUAAAUAUUGAUUCAUCUGACAGAAAGAACCAGUGCCAGAAGACUAUCAAAGGAGAGAUCCUGAACAUAAAACUAUAUAUAGAUUUGUUCGUAACUUGUUUAAUGCUGCUCAACUCACUGCAGAAUGUGCUAUUGUGACUUUAGUAAGUAGUCUGAAUUAUGUUGUCUAGUUAUUAAAAUAAACUGAUUAUUUUUGAAAAAGCUGGACCCACCAUUUCUGGUGUUGGAAAUGCUCAUUAACAGUCUUAAGUACAAAAUUAAAGUUUUAUUAGAAAUUUGUGUAAAAGUCAACACAAAAUGCAAGUUCACCCAAGGGAAAUAAUUAUAUUUCUUUAAUUCUCAUAAAUGCUCCAACUCCAAACUCAGGUUGAGAUUUUUUUUAAAUAAUGAGUGCGACACUGAUGCAUUCUUCAGGUAUAUCUGGAAAGACUGUUGACCUACUCAGAGAUUGACAUCAACCCCAGCAACUGGAAGAGGAUGGUCUUGGGUGCCAUAAUCUUGGCAUCUAAAGUUUGGGAUGAUCAAGCAGUAUGGAAUGUGGAUUUCUGCCAGAUUUUGAAAGAUAUUCAAGUGGAUGAUAUGUGAGUGAUUUAAGCCAGUUAUGUAUGAUUCUACUUAUGCUACUCAGGCUUAUGCAAUUUUCAUUUAAGAUUAUUACUCUGUAAUUAUGUAAGAGAUGUUGUAUUUUAUGGUAAGUAAAUUUUUAUUAUCCACAGGAACGAACUUGAGCGCCAGGUUCUUGAGCUGCUUCAGUUUAACAUCAAUGUGCCAUCUAGCGUCUAUGCCAAGUAUUAUUUUGAUUUACGCGCCCUAGCUGAUGCGCAUGAAAUCGUUUACCCCCCUGAACCUUUGGACAAAGAGAGGGCUCUAAAGCUCGAGGUGAGUUUGAUUGAUCUUCAAAUAGAUUAAUUUUGGCUUGGUCAACUAUAUGUAUUUAUAAGAAUGAGCUAUUGUGACCAUGUAACACUGGAUUCUUUAAAACAAUGAUGGUGAUUUUUGUAUUAUUUUACAAAAAUCGAAAAAAAUCUGAUAAAAUAUACCUGCUUUAAUGCAAUGAUAUUUAAUCUUAUUUUCAUACUUUUUUUUUUAACAUAACAUCAAAAUCCAAUUCAUUUAUGUUCGUAAACAUCUGAUUGCUCGAUGUUGAGACUUUGGAAUUGCAGGUAGAAAGUACCGCAAUUGUCUUUCUCUAUUAUCCUGAUGAAAUCGGGUCAUAUCUUCUAGUGCUUGAAUAAAAAGAAAUGGUAACCUUUAAGCAUCACCAUGAAUUUCAAAUUUAGCCUCUGGAAAAGAGGUUUAAUGUAUUUUGAAGUCUUUGUGUGCAAGUGUAAACAUGUAGAGUUGAACUAUGAAUGAUUUAAAAGGUCAUGUUUACUGAACAUCUCUGUUUUGCCUCCAAUCUCCAGGCAAUGUCUAGUGUCUGUGAGGACAAACUAAGGCUGUGGCACAGGAAGAACCGCAGACGCAUUGCAUCUCUUGACGGUCACAUGUGGGCACGUCAUAAAGCAAAAGCAAUUUUAUCUUGA
Molecule: messenger RNA, 5377 nt
Organism: Lymnaea stagnalis (great pond snail)
Lineage: Eukaryota; Metazoa; Mollusca; Gastropoda; Lymnaeidae
Source: the annotation of a GenBank genome assembly